CAAGAGUUUGUUUUGUUUAUCUCGGACGCGGUGCUGAAGAUUUCAAGAAAUGGUCGAAAAGUGUAUUUAUUAUGUAUUAAAUUUCUGAUAUUUCACUCAGAAUGGUCCGUGUCAAAAAUAGGUAUAUCUUGGUCCAGUUUCUUUGCAACAACCGAUCGGAUACCGAAGCUUUAUCGCUCACCUCAAAUCAUCUGGCAAAUUUCCUCAGGCAGAAGAUUGAAAAAUACUAUGGGGAGUUUGGCAUUGCUAGUUCCGUUCGACUACAUGUAAUAUAUUUCAAUGAGAAAACACGGCUAUGCAUCAUUCAAACUCGUCACGGCCCACACCGCUUUGUUACUAGUAUUUUACCAUUGUUGACUGUGGCUGACACGGAAUCUGUUCGAUACCGAACACUGUAUGUGGGAGCUACUCUUCAGCAAUGUCAAAAAUUUAUUGCUCGAUACCAACAGGAAUAUGUUAAUAAAAGGAUUGGUAGCUGUCACGGUCAAGCGCAAAAAGAUCGUUUUGUUCAGGAGGUUACCAAAAUGAAAGAAAUUUAGACAUUCAAAUUUAUAGUUAGGAAAUAUAUGUCAAAAUGUACAAAAGUUGGAUUUUUUCAAGUAAUAAA
Molecule: messenger RNA, 607 nt
Organism: Malaya genurostris
Lineage: Eukaryota; Metazoa; Arthropoda; Insecta; Diptera; Culicidae
Gene: Pop5
Exons: 3
Coding region: 102-539 (145 amino acids)
Biological process (GO): tRNA 5'-leader removal
Cellular component (GO): ribonuclease P complex
Molecular function (GO): ribonuclease P RNA binding
Source: RefSeq, a predicted model, not a curated record